Messenger RNA from Vicia villosa (hairy vetch), 3255 nucleotides. Its product is annotated as histidine kinase CKI1-like. The record is from RefSeq and is a predicted model, not a curated record. Gene Ontology annotation, cellular component: nucleus. Gene Ontology annotation, molecular function: phosphorelay sensor kinase activity. Gene Ontology annotation, biological process: phosphorelay signal transduction system; phosphorylation. The transcript has 7 exons. Bases 1 to 3255 code for a protein of 1084 amino acids. Lineage: Eukaryota; Viridiplantae; Streptophyta; Magnoliopsida; Fabales; Fabaceae.
AUGGCAUUACUUCGACCUUCAUCUUUCAUAAUCUUAUUGGCAUAUGGUGCAUUAAUAGUUCUUGCCGCAUUGACGCCAUGUUGGUAUGUGAUGGUCACACAUAUCCAAAAACGCGCGAAUUCGCAUUCAAACAAUAUUGUGUCAAAUCUGCAAUCUGAAAUUGAGUACUCAGCCGAAUUGUUGCAACCAUUCAAGUCAUCAUCAACAAAUUUAGCUAGAUUAUUGAGUUCAACUGUUAAUUCUACUAAUAUCACUUUCUCUGAUAUUAAGACUAAGGUGGCUCCAUUAUUAUUUCAAGCAUUGAAGACAAUUCCUCACUUAACACAAAUUUCAUACAUAGGAACUCAAGGUCUUUCUUUCACAUACUAUAAUGAUGAUGAUCAAGUUCUAGCAAUGUACUCUAAUUCUUCUAUAGUUGAUGCAUCAAAUAAAACCAUAUACUAUAUUCAACCAGUAAAUCGUGACACCGGAGAGAUUUUCGGGGAGGCCUUAAUAUCGAACAAGACUAUCAAUAUCAAGUCGAGUUUGAUACCCGGUACAAAAGAUACUCGACACAAAUUUGCAUCGUUAGGAACGAAGUUGAACAAUGUUAGUGAACUUUUAUUCAUCAACUCGGCUAGAAUCAACAAAAUAGGCGCGAUAUCUCUUGGAUUUUCGGCGAAAACAAUAACUGAUUAUGUCACUCGGGUUGUCGAUCGUCAAGGGACGAUAUCGUAUUUGGCUACCAAAGAUGGAAAUGUGAUUGCAAAAGGGAAUCAAAAUAUUGGUUUGAAGAUUUUGAACGAUAGUGUUUUAUUACAAUCUUUGAAUGGUAAUGGAGAUAUAAUAAGAAAUGAAGGAGGUGUAUCUUGCAAGGAUCAAGUUUAUGAUUCUAGUUUGAAUAUUCAAGAUACUCAAUAUUUUGUUCAUUGCUAUCCUAUUGAUAUUAUCGGAGUAGAAUCGGUGUAUGUGAUAGUUGUUCCGAAAAAUGAAAUUUUCGACUUCGAUCCAAGGUAUAAAAAAAAAGGAUUGAUACUCUUGAUUGUUAUGAUGGUGCUGAUAUUUAUAGCUAUCUCGAGUUUCUUAUUUAUGAACAUUGGAGUAACAAGAAGAGAAAUGAAUUUAUGUGCAUCACUCAUAAAACAAAUGGAAGCAACAGAACAGGCCGAGAGAAAGAAUAUGAACAAGAGUCUUGCUUUCGCGAGUGCUAGCCAUGAUCUUCGCGCUUAUCUUGCAGCGCUAAUCGGUUUGAUUGAAAUGUCUUCUAAAUUAGUUCUUUCUAAUACAGACAGCGAUUUGAAUUUGAAACCGCGUUCUGAAUUGGAAACGAAUUUCAAGCAAAUGGAUAACUGCGCGCAAGAUUUGCUAGGACUAUUGAAUUCUAUACUCGACACGAGCAAAAUUGAAGCAGGAAAAAUGCAACUAGAGGAAGAGGAAUUUGAUUUGUCGUAUCUUGUUGAAGAUGUGGUUGAUUUGUACUAUCCGAUGGCGAUGAAGAAAGGCGUAGAGCUUGUGUUGGACUCUUGUAAUGGUUCGGUUAUAAGGUAUUCGCGCGUGAAAGGCGAUAGGAGGAAACUGAAGCAGGUUUUGUGUAACUUGCUUAGCAAUGCUGUUAAAUUUACCGAUGAAGGACACAUAACGGUUAGAGCGUGGGCGCAGAAAUCGACGUUGCAGAAGUCGAUAAUCAAGCGUAACCAAAAUAGUGUUAUUAAGCCUUUGUCUUGGAUGUUUUUUAAGAAAAACGAUAAAGAUGUUGAUGAUAUAGAAGCGGUGAGUUCGAUUCAACAAGACGCUUGUUUGAUGGAUUUCGUAUUUGAAGUGGAUGAUACGGGGAAAGGAAUUUCGAAAGAGAAUUAUAAGUCGGUGUUCGAGAAUUAUGUUCAAGUUAAAGAGAAUGCUGUUGGUCAAGUUGGGACUGGCUUAGGACUUGGAAUUGUGCAGUCACUGGUACGUUUGAUGCAUGGAGACAUUGAAAUUGUGGAGAAAGAAGUAGGCAAAAAAGGAACAUGCUUCAAGUUCAAUGUGCUUCUCUCAUUAUGUGAAAACGACGCGGUAACUUAUGGUUUAAGGGAAGGUUUUGAAUAUGGAUCGACCUCGGGCAACAGAAACCAAACCGAGCCUUCGCAUGUUAUUCUUUACCUUGCGGACGAAGAAAGAAGAAGAACUUCGCAGAUGUUCAUCGAGAGUUUAGGGAUCAAAGUUAAAGUUGUGAAGAAUAGGAAACAUCUCGUUGAUACUCUCAAGAAGAUAAAGAAACAAAAUGGUCAUCAAAUUAGUGAUCAAAGUUCUUCAGAGUCUUCGGAAUUAGGUUCUCGGUGUCCGUCUUAUAACUCUUCUUAUAGUAGAGGUUCGACGAAAAUUCCUUUGAGAGCUUUGGAUGGAGCUGAAUACGUAUCUUCAAUGUUCAAGAUGACGAAUAAUGGAGCUGCAACGAGUUUUGUUUUGAUUAUCAUCGAUGCAAAUGCGGGACCGUUUUCUAAGCUUUCUACUAUUGUGACAAACUUUAAAAAAGAUCUUGUCAAUCCUAGUAAAGUUAUUUGGUUGGAAAAGCCUUUUGAAAGUAGCGUCGAUUUCAAAACGAUUGAUCGAGAUGAUGUUGUGAUAUCUAAACCGUUUCAUGGAACUAGAUUGUUUCAAGUUAUAAAGUUUCUUCCCGAGUUUGGUGGGAAUUUGAAAAGCAAUUCUAGUAAUAAAGCUUUACGAGAAUUAAGAUCGCAAGUAUCUUCUCACGACGAAAGCGUGUAUCUAAACACGAAAUCUUGUAGGGAGACGAAAAGUUAUAUUGAUCAAAGUGAAAUACAAGAAUGUGGUGCAAACUCAGAUGAUUCUAAACCUUUAAGUGGGAAGAAAUUUUUGGUUAUUGAUGAUUCUCCCAUGUUGAGAAAGAUUGCUAUGGCUACUUUGAGUUCUCUUGGUGUUACUAGUAUUGAUCAAUGUGAGAAUGGUAAAGAGGCUUUGAAACAAGUUGAACAAGGUUUAAAAAGUGAUUUUCCUAAUCCUCCUUAUGAUUACAUCUUAAUGGAUUGUCAGUUUCUGUCUGAUACUCGUAUGACACGUGUAUUUUUUGAACAGAUGCCGGAGAUGGAUGGAUUUGAGGCAACAAGGAAGAUAAGAGAAAUGGAGAAAGAAUAUGGUGUGCACAUUUCUAUCAUUGCAUUAUCUGCUGAAAUUGAUAAAUUGACAACAGAGACUGGAAUGGAUUUUCACAUAACCAAGCCUAUUAAGAAAGAGCAUUUACUCAAAGCUAUUACAUACAUAGAAAAUAGUGAGAUAUAA